AUGCGUAAGAGGAUCGCAGGAGACAAGCCGUGUCCAGUCUACGGCGGCCCUUCUUCCGGCCCUCUUACCAUCGCCAACUCCGCUGUCAUGNACCCUUUUACCAUCGCCAACUCCGCUGUCAUGCUGCUGGAUAAGGUUAUGAGUGUGCUUCACAACGUCGAGUCGGGUAAAAUGCGUUUGGAACCAGACGUGUACGUUGACGGGCGCUACGUUACUUUCGCCGAUGAAUUCACCCCUCGUCGCGUAGAGCUUAUCUCCGAUUUCGUCCAGGAAUACUUGUCAGUUAGCCAACAAAUCGCCAAUGCUGACCAUGUCCACGUGUACCUCAUUACUGGCGAAGUCAUCACGAAGCCUCAUCGCGAGGUCACAGCCACCGAUUGGUUGCGUCUGUAUGUACGGGAACACGCGUUGACUGGGGGUGCGGCAGAGCUAGCUCGUUCGGCUUUCUCGGCGUUGACGUUGACUCCGGGGGAAGGGUGGUCUGCAGCGGCCGCCCGUGUACUUUCAGUAUUCCGCGCGACGCGUGCCGAUCCCGAGCGACCGUACAUGACCGAGCAGGCUUUGUUUUGGCGUUUCGCGACCCCGGUAGCGCUAAUCGAACUUUAUGACCGGGUUGUCGAGGUCUUACUACCUAACCCAUUCGACCGAAACGGAGUAUCCGCGAUCCUACACGAGACAGCGUACGAGACAACUUCCUCUCUCGGUCCUUUGCGUAUGGAGUGGCACGACCCCUUGGGGGAAGCGAUGGCACGACGGGGUGUGACAGCAGAAAAGUUGUUUCGCAAGUUCGUUGGCGUGCUAUCGGCGCGCAAUGCGUCGUACAUCACGCCGCCGCCGCCGCGUAAACAUUUAAAGGUAGCGGGUCCCGACCGUCUUUUUACGAUGGCGGAGGCACGGUCGCUGUUCGCUAACUCGGGGACCGGCGCGCCCUCGGCGUUGCCACCCCCCGUGCUGACUCAACCUUUCUCUGCUCUAGCGCCUGCCCCCGUACCAGCGCCGCCCGUAGCACCACAGGUCGCGGCGUAUCAGAACCGGACCGCCACGGCUCCCGGAGGCCAUGGCGUGCCGUUUGAAGCCCGUUCGUCAGCGCACCGGCCGGCCCCGGCCCCCUCUGCACCGGCCGCGGGUACCGCAUCAGCCCCUGCUCUGACCACCUCCACGCCGAGCGACACCCGACCGCCACCGUCCGCGUCGCGGACCGAGAUCAUCGACUACUUGCGCUCGCACGACGUGUGCUACCGCCAUGCCUUCUCGGGCACCUGCCGGCGCUCCCCGUGCAGGUGGAACCAUGCGCUUGUCCCACCGGCCCUGUACAAGGAGGUCUCGUCGCGGCAAGGAGCUGGCCGAGGCAAGCAUCGCGUAGCGUCGCCAUCACCGGGCCAAUACAGCUUGAUGUGCGAGUUCGGGAUCUUGUCGGAGGGGAGCGACGACGACCAGGCCGAAGGGGGCGCCGCUUCAAGGAGUGGAAGGUCUCCGGUCGUGGAUACGGUAUUCGCUUGUUGA
Ectocarpus sp. CCAP 1310/34 is the source of this 1503-nucleotide messenger RNA. NCBI's taxonomy places the organism in Eukaryota, Phaeophyceae, Ectocarpales, Ectocarpaceae. The record is from the annotation of a GenBank genome assembly.